AUGCCCCCGCUGUCUCCUUGUCUGCGAGGCACCCUGCUCGCAUGGGUGCCCUGCGGGUUCCUGUGGCUGGCGGCUCCCUUCGAAUUCUACCGCAUCGCCUGCAGUGAUGCGGCACCUCUGCGAUGGUCGGUACUCAGCUCUAUUAAAAUGAUUCUGUCCGCGGCCAUCGCAAGCACGCACCUGUCUUUGCUGCUCUCCGAAGAUUAUCUGCUGCCGGAGGAAUUCACCGGCACCACGUUCAAACUCUUCACGCUGGUGCUAGCCUGCGCGCUACAGUCGAUGAUGAGGAUGGGCGGCCUCAGUUCAUCGGUAGUGCAGUUCGGCUUCUGGCUCCUGUUUUCCGCGACGUCCACGAUGACGACUUUCAGCAUCUACAGGGACAGUACGGAAUACCAGUCGUGGUCCAACCGAGGCGCGCAAACGCACUGCGGCGUCGUUGUCAUGUCCCUUGUCGUCCUCGUGAUGAACUCGUUCGCAGACCUGAGCCACCGCGAAAAGCAGGACGACAUCCCUGCCCUUGCGGAAGACAUGGAUCCCGCGGCUUGCUCAGACAUGCUGCAGCGACACUGGAGGCCAGAGGUGAAGACGGGAGGUCCCGGAGAAGGCAAAACGCUCGUGCACAGGCGCUCGCUGCUGUUUUCCCUGGUCAAAGCCUUUGCAGGUCCCCUCAUUCAGAUAGCUGCACUGGAGACCAUAUUUUGCGCCACCAUGUUCCUUCCUAUCUACCUGAUGGACGUUUUGAUCCAAUUUGGCGGCUCGCGGGAACCCAAGUGGAAGGGAUACCUGUACGCCGUGCUCAUGGCGGUGGCCAGCAUGGUGGUUAACCUGCUCUACUCACAAGUCUAUUAUCUGAGCAGCGUCUUGGCGCUGCGCGUCAAGACUUCCCUGAUAGCCUUUCUUUAUCGAAAGGUGCUCAUGGCCUGGUCGACAGGCGGGGAGCAGCGCUCGGCUGGCGAGGUGAUCAACAGCAUCACUCUGGAUUCGGACAAGGUCUACCAGGCCGUGCUGUUCGCCGGUGAGCUGUGGGGCGCCCCGCUGCGCCUCCUCAUCACGAUGGCUAUGCUAUGGCAGUACCUGGGUCCCUCUUGCCUGGUCGCCGUCGCCGUCGUUCUGGUCGUGCUGUUUGCCUCGUUCUUUUUUGCCCGCAGAGUACAAGUGGUCCAGACGGCUCAAAUGGAGAAAAAAGACAGGCGGGUCAAAUACGUGCAUGAGCUGUUCAGCGGAAUCAAGAUCCUGAAGCUUUACGCGUGGGAGGAGCCGUUCCAACAACGCGUGGUGGAUGUCCGCAAGAGCGAGAUGGAGAUGCUGCGCAAGAUCGCCUUCUACUUCAGCCUCAUGAAUUUCGUCUGGAACUGUAUAUCCUUCCUGGUGUCACUGGUGACCUUCAUGACGUUCCUGAUGGUGGGCUCGCACGGACUGGACCCAGUGACGGCGUUCGUGUCUCUUGCACUGUUCAACACCCUGCGCUUCUCUCUCCUCCUCAUCCCGGACCUCAUCGUCGGCUGCGUAGUGUGCAACGUUGCCAUGGGCCGCAUGCAAGACUUUCUACUGAGUGAGGACGUCGAUCCAAAACAAGUUGGCAGCCAACCAGACCCGGGUGACGCGGUAACCAUUCGCCAGGCGUCAUUCAGUUGGCACCGGCAGGAAGGGGGUAUGGUACUGCAGGACGUGGACAUCCACAUCGCUCAAGGUCAGCUUGUGGCUGUCGUUGGUCAGGUGGGCUCUGGCAAGACGUCUAUCCUGUCUGCCAUCCUCGGAGAGUUGCGAUGCGUCAAGGGCUCACUCGACAGAAAGGGCAAAGUGGCGUACGUCGCUCAACAGGCUUGGAUCCAGAACGCCACGGUGCGCCAGAACAUCCUCCUCAAGAGGCAAUACCACUCGUGCUUCUACGGACGCAUCGUUCAGGCCUGCCAGCUUCAGACCGACCUCGCCGAGUUGCCCGCCGGUGACCAGACAGAACUGGGCAUGCGUGGGGUCAACCUCAGUGGGGGACAAAAGCAGCGCAUCAACCUCGCCAGGGCAGUAUACCAGAACGCCGAUCUCUACAUCAUGGACGACCCACUGAGCGCCGUGGACGCCCAAGUCGGCUCGGCGCUUUUCCAUGGCGUCAUCGGUCCCCGAGGACUUUUAAGAAACAAGACCCGUGUUCUGGCAACCAACGCGAUGUCGCUGCUGCCCAUGACCGACAUGGUGAUAGUGAUGCACCAGGGACGCGUCAAGGAGAUCCACCGCGCUCCGUACAGCCAGCGGCUGUUCGACAAAGGGCUGGCGCUGAACGUCCUCAUUUCGUCACCACCGGUGGUGCAACAGAAGCCGCACAAAAAGCAAGCAGCCCCAGACGGUGGCGUGGCCAGGCCUCUGAUCAGGGCUAUGUGUGACGACAAGACGUUCGACUUGACCUCUGGUGAGAUGUCUUCGCUCUCCGUCACGCUGUCCAAGAGGCCGAACCCUCAAGCCAACCGUUCAGCCUACGCCACGCAUGGUCAUCUUGUCGAGGAAGAAGCGUUCCACAUUGGCAAGGUCGACUACGAGAUCUACCGCGACUACGUGAAACGCUUCGGGCCUAUCAUGUUCCUCCUGGUCCUUGUGAGCUACGGUGCUUGCCGGGCGUUUGACGUACUUUCGUCGGUAUGGAUCAGCAGCUGGAGUCGGGAAGUCAUCCAGGCAGAUGGAAGCACGUGGCAUGCAGACAGCGGUUGGAGGUUGUCUAUCUACGGACUGCUGGGAGUGUGCCAGGGAUUGUCCAUCCUCCUGGGAACGUUAGUCUUGGCUCUGUGCGCUCUCAUAGCGUCGAGCAGCAUUCACGACGAAGCUCUGAGCCGCCUGGUCCGAGCACCCAUGUCAUUCUUCGACACCACACCAUUGGGGCGCAUGCUGAAUAGGUUCAGCAAGGAUUUGGACCAGGCCGAUAUGCAGAUAGGCAUCGUCCUUGACUCUGUCUUAGAACAACUGAGUGACGUUCUGGGCAUCCUGCUGCUCAUCACGCUGUACAUCCCGACCUUCCUGCCAGCCGUCGCACCAUGUGCAGUUAUUUACUUGAUUGUGCAGAAGCUCUUCGUGCGCACCUUCCGGCAACUGCAGCGACUCGAGUCCGUCUCUCGGUCGCCAGUGUUCAACUGCAUCGCCGAGACGGUGCCCGGCGUGCAGACCAUCCGGGCUUACGCCGUGCAGCGCGGUUUCGUGGCCCUCUCGGACUCCCUGCUCGAGCGCUGGAUCUCGUGCGCCUUCUAUCUGAUGGGCGCCGAGAGGUGGCUUACGGUGCGCCUCAACUUCCUCGGCACCGCCGUGUCGCUCGUGACGGCCUGCUUGUUGGUUCACGGACGGGACACCCUCGGACCGGCGACCAUCGGCCUAACACUUCUAUAUGCCCUCAAGGUGACCGACGCGCUGAACUACCUCGUACGCUCCACGGCUGACCUGGAGAAUUCGCUGAUCGCCGUGGAGCGUCUCCACGAGUACACCAGGACACCGACCGAGGCGCCAUGGCGCGUGAGCCCACCGCCGAGUCCCGACUGGCCGCAGCAGGGUGCCGUCCAGUUCGUGGACUUUAGCACUCGCUACCGGCCGGACCUGGAUCUAGUCCUGCGCAAAAUCAAUCUCGUAAUGCGCCCUUCGGAAAAGGUUGGUAUAGUGGGCCGCACAGGUUCGGGCAAGUCGUCCCUGACGCUGUCCAUGUUCCGCAUCCUGGAACCGGCCGAGGGGGACAUCAUUAUCGACGGCGUGGCCAUAUCGCGCAUCGGGUUGCAUGACCUGCGAUCCAAGAUAACGAUCAUCCCGCAGGAGCCGGUCUUGUUCUGCGGGUCACUACGCCUUAACCUGGACCCCAAAGGUGAGCGCACGGAUGAACAAGUGUGGGCAGCCCUGGACAAGGCUCACCUCAAGGACUUCUUCAAGAAGAAGGCUGAGAAACUGGACUUCUUGGUCGAGGAAGAAGGGAAGAACCUGAGCAUUGGUCAGCACCAGCUUAUCUGCUUGGCUCGUGCCCUGCUGCGUAACACCAAGCUGCUGGUGCUAGACGAAGCCACGGCUUCGGUGGACCCGGAUACGGAUGUCCUCAUCCAACAGACCAUCCGCCGUGACUUUGCCAACUGCACCGUUCUCACCGUGGCCCAUCGGCUACAGACGAUCCUGGACGCCGACAGGAUUGUCGUCAUGAGCUCUGGCGAGAUAAAAGAGGUAGGCGCACCCGGAGACCUCAUGAGGAAUCGCAAGUCGGCAUUCUUCGCCUUGACUCGUGAAGCCGGCCUGGGAAGUGAAGAGCGCAGCUCUGGCUUCGAACACAAAACAUCCAAGCACUCUCUGACCGGACAUUAA
Messenger RNA from Rhipicephalus microplus (southern cattle tick), 4314 nucleotides. RefSeq names its product multidrug resistance-associated protein 1. Gene Ontology annotation, biological process: transmembrane transport. Gene Ontology annotation, molecular function: ATP hydrolysis activity; ATP binding; ABC-type transporter activity. Gene Ontology annotation, cellular component: membrane. The record is from RefSeq and is a predicted model, not a curated record. NCBI's taxonomy places the organism in Eukaryota, Metazoa, Arthropoda, Arachnida, Ixodida, Ixodidae.